AAAAUAUAAUCCCUAUAAAUACCCAAUCAAAAUCCCCAAUUUCUUCCCCAAAUUCAAAAAUGAAAUCCAUUAAUUCCCUCUCCUUCUCAACCCCCUCCUCCCUCUUCUCCCCCGCCCCCCACCCCCACGGUCGCCGUAAACCACUCCCCGCCGUUACCGUAAGAGCGUCGCGAGAACAAGCUGCUGACAACAACAAUAACAAUAACAAUAAUUACAACGAUUACUACGCGGGUGGGAAAGUAGUCGACGAGAGUAUGAUCGUGCUCCGGAAACGGAUUCAUGAGAUCAAGAUGGCGGAGCAGAGGCAAGAACCGCCGGCGGAUUGGCUGGAUUGGGAGAAACGGUAUUAUUCCGACUACGAUUCCCAUAUCUGUGAAGCUUUAGGGUAUCUUCAAUCUCAUUUGAUGAAUACUCGGCCUAGUGUGGCUUUGGGAAUGCUUCUGCUUAUUAUUGUUAGCGUUCCGCUCUCCUCUGCUCUUCUUCUUCACCGAUUCUUCCACAUCGCCGUCGCUCUUCUCGCCGGUUUCUCUCCAGCUUCUUGAUACCGGACCACCACAGUUUAGUUACGUGAUUGAUCCGCUACGCCGUCGUUUUCUUUAUUGUAACUUUUUCUUUUUGUUUUUAUAAGGACUUUUUGGUCUUUGUACAGCUUACAUCUCAUUGUCUGUUUCGCUUUCUGUUAUUUUAUGUAAACGGUCAAGUUUUUCA
This is a messenger RNA of Cucumis melo (muskmelon), 708 nucleotides long. RefSeq lists its product as uncharacterized. The coding region runs from base 60 to 542 and encodes 160 amino acids. The transcript has a single exon. NCBI's taxonomy places the organism in Eukaryota, Viridiplantae, Streptophyta, Magnoliopsida, Cucurbitales, Cucurbitaceae. The record is from RefSeq and is a predicted model, not a curated record.